CGGCACUAACUCCAACAAGUGCCAGCAUAAAAGACCAUUCUAAGUCAUCCUAUCUGCCUUUCCAAUAUUUUCUACAUCGAAACCAACUUCGCCAAACGUCGCCAUGUCGGAUUAUCCAGCUCAAGAUGCCUUCUACGGCGUUGUCGGAGACACCGAUGCAUAUUUAAAUGCCAGUUUAAUAUGUGGCACACAAAGCUCAAAUGUGUGUGAAGAUGAAGAGUACAUUGCCAACUUUGAUCUGGAUCUUCUGGCAGCCGAACUGUGGCCUGAGGCGAGCGCUGCGGGAGCAGCAUCCGAUUCGACGUCUUGUGAAGGCACUUUCAGUGCCACAUCUCUCUAUUCGCAAGAUGAGGAUUUAAUGGGUCUCGGUGCAGUCAACCCCAAUGACUUGUUUAGCAGUGGGAUGCAACCGCCAUAUCCAUCGUCUCACACCACGGAAGGAUAUGUUCCUCAUCAGUAUUGCGAGCAACAGGCUACUCCCUCUUAUUGUUAUGAGCCUCAGUCGCUCCUUUCUCCGUAUAAUGACAAUUUGGGAGAAUCUUUUCAGCAAAUGAAUAUUUUUCAGCCAUAUGACCAGCAUUCUGGAUAUGCUUAUCAUAAUGGCCACCAAAUGGGUGUUCAGCAACUUCAUCAACAAUCGGGUAUUUCCCAUGACCAACAGUUUGAUGACUUACAAAACCAAGGUGUAGCUACUGCUUGUGUGUCUAGAAGUGGCACUUCAAAGAAACGGAAAGGCUAUCGACAUCGGCAUCAGCGUCAGUUCCUCAACAGCGCUGAGGAACGAGAUCGGCGGUCCCGCGUCCUCAACAACGAGGCUUCAGCCAUUUACCGAAAGAAGAUGCACGAUUUCCACGACAAAGCUCGCACGGAGUUAGAUGAACUUGAGCAGAGGAACCAGCAACUGACACAGAGGUUCCGACUCCUGCAGAAGUUCUGCUCCGGAUACAAGGCUCGCUUGCAGGUUCUCGGCGUUCCAGUGACGGACAGCUUCUAAUAAGAACAUUGAAACUUAAUCCAUAAGAACUGUAUGACCAAAAGUUUAUACUUUUUGACACUCGUACACACGCACACAGAAAUAUGCCACAUACAUAGACACACAUGAAGUUAAAGAUAUACAUAUGAUUAUACAUAUACACAUACACACACGUAUAUUUAUGUAUAUUUACAUGUACUUAUAGUUGAAUAUUGUAUUGUUUCUUUUAUUAAACUUAUUUUGCUAAUUGGCCGUGUUUAAAAACACUACAGAAACGGAUAAGACACGUCUCUAAAACGUAAGUAGGUAUUGUAUAUCAUAAGCAAACGAAAAGAAAUGUGGAACAGAAAUGUAUUUAUUUGAUACAUAAUUGCAUGGUACAACAGCAGUAGUAAUACGAAGGGACUG
Molecule: messenger RNA, 1381 nt
Organism: Penaeus chinensis
Lineage: Eukaryota; Metazoa; Arthropoda; Malacostraca; Decapoda; Penaeidae
Exons: 2
Coding region: 104-994 (296 amino acids)
Source: RefSeq, a predicted model, not a curated record